Molecule: messenger RNA, 975 nt
Organism: Phalaenopsis equestris
Lineage: Eukaryota; Viridiplantae; Streptophyta; Magnoliopsida; Asparagales; Orchidaceae
Product: 4,5-DOPA dioxygenase extradiol-like
Exons: 3
Coding region: 62-850 (262 amino acids)
Molecular function (GO): oxidoreductase activity, acting on single donors with incorporation of molecular oxygen; zinc ion binding; ferrous iron binding
Source: RefSeq, a predicted model, not a curated record
AUAAGAAACUCUAAAACGCGCUUUGUCACUUCUCUCCCUCUCUCUGUGUUUCUGUUUCUCCAUGGAGACCUUCUUCCUCAGCCACGGAUCGCCGAGGCUGUUGAUAAAGGAGAUGGCAGUGAGACGAUUCCUCGAGGCAUGGAAGGCUGAGGUUUUCCCUGCAGCUCCUAAAUCCAUUCUCCUCAUUUCCGCUCACUGGGAGACCGACGAGCCCCUCGUCAACUCCAUCGACGGCCCAAAUAACACCAUCCACGACUUCACCGGCUUCCCGCAGCAUUUAUACCAGCUACAAUAUCCUGCGCUGGGUGCACCUGCACUAGCCAAGAGGGUGAAAGAACUGCUUCAAAAUGCGGGCUUUAAUGGUGCGGAGGAGGACAAAACUCGUGGACUUGAUCAUGGAGCUUGGGUUCCACUGAUGCUCAUGUACCCAGAGGCUAACAUACCAGUUUGCCAACUUUCUGUCCAACCUAACAAGGAUGGAACACACCACUAUAAUAUGGGUAAGGCAUUAGCUCCACUAAGGGAGGAGGGUGUUCUAAUAAUUGGUUCUGGAACUGCCACACAUAACCUCAUGUUGCAAGGUCCUGAUGAUGCUCCACCGCCAAGUUGGGCUUUGGAUUUUGAUAACUGGCUCAGAGAGUCCCUCCUUAAUGGGAGGCAUGAAGAUGUGAAUCAGUAUGAUGAGAAGGCCCCUAGUGCUAAAAUGGCACAUCCCGAACCAGAGCACUUCUAUCCCUUACAUGUUGCUCUUGGGGCUGCCGGCGAGAAUGCGAGUGCAGAGCUGAUCCAUCAUAGCUGGGGUUGUUCCUCCAUUUCUUACUCCUCCUAUAAGUUCAGGGCUGCUGCAUAGUUGUGUGUAUGUUUUGCUAAAUAAUAAAGAGGUCUUCAAUUGCAUGCUAUAAAAAAUAAUAGAAGAGAGUUUGUUUGCCAAUUACUUGAUGUUUCUGUUUGAUUGUAAAAAAAUUAGGACUUGUU